GUGACGCGGCAGCGGCAGCAGGCGGGUCAUUCUCAGCUUCUCCUUCUGCUUUCAGCACCAAUGUCGGAGGUGUUUGUGUUUGUGCCUGGAAGAAAUGGACUCUGGCGAUGCACGAAUUUGAUCAUUCAGAGAUCCGAUCAGUUGAGUCUGUGAAUGGCGCCAAAACAGGACCCUAAACCUAAAUUUCAAGAAGGUGAAAGAGUCCUGUGCUUUCAUGGGCCAUUGCUCUAUGAGGCAAAGUGUGUAAAGAUCAACAUAAAGGAUAAACUGAUUAAAUACUUCAUUCAUUACAGCGGAUGGAACAAAAACUGGGAUGAAUGGGUUCCUGAAAGCAGAGUUCUCAAAUAUGUGGACAGCAACCUUGCGAAACAAAAAGAGCUUCAAAAGGCCAAUCAGGACCAUUAUGUUGAGGGAAAGAUGAGGGGUUUAGCACCAAGCAAGAAGAUUGCUGCUGUGCAGCAGAAAAAUGUUGAUCUGAAAGUGAAAAAGGCAAAGCAGAAGACCCCGGGGCCGGGUGAAGGCACCAGCAGCGGAGAAACGCCGCAGGGACCGCGGAAGAAGAGGGCUCGGGUUGAUCCCACUGUGGAGAGUGAGGAGAUGUUCACCAACCGCGUGGAGGUGAAGGUGAAGAUCCCCGAAGAGCUGAAACCCUGGCUGGUGGACGACUGGGACCUCAUCACUCGACAGAAACAGUUAUUUCAUCUGCCUGCUAAGAAGAAUGUAGAGACGGUGUUGGAGGACUAUGCAAACUAUAAGAAAUCAAAAGGAAACUCGGAUAAUAAGGAGUAUGCUGUAAACGAAGUGGUAGCGGGGAUUCGGGAGUACUUCAACGUCAUGCUGGGCACUCAGCUGCUUUACAAGUUUGAGAGGCCGCAGUAUGCCGAGAUCCUGGCUGAGCACCCAGACAUGCCCAUGUCUCAGGUGUACGGAGCUCCGCACUUGCUGCGCCUAUUUGUUCGUAUCGGAGCCAUGCUGGCCUACACUCCACUGGACGAGAAGAGUCUGGCUUUGCUGCUCACUUACCUCCAAGAUUUCCUCAAGUACCUGGUGAAGAAUUCGUCCACCCUCUUGAGUGCCACUGAUUACGAGGUCGCGCCCCCAGAGUACCACCGUAAGGCUGUGUGAGAGCACUCAGCACACAGCGCUCCUCCUAUUGAGGCACCUCUCCCACACCACAUGUAAAAUAACCAUCACUUCUCUUUAGAGUGCAGACUCGGAUGAGAUUUUCCCCUUGAACUGAUACGCUUCCUCCACAGCUCCUCUCAGGAGCUUGUCACACUUAAGAAGUGAAAAAAAAAAUAAUUUUAACUGAAUCUCCUCUUUUCUCUCACUUCUUUGAAAAGACACGAGAAAAAAAAAAAGUAUUUUCUGUCGACAAGUUACUGUUUCCACAAGCAGCUCUUUGGUGUUUUUGUGCAGUCCACCUGAUAGAUAUUUGUUGCUGUUGCAUGUACGUAUUUAUUAGUGUCCCCUUUGCCACACGAGGUGCAAUUAAAUGCACAUGGCCAGCACUCAGCAGUUGAUGUUUUUGUAUCUGUAACUUGUGCAUUUGUAUCAAUUUGUAAAAAAAAAAAAAUGUUUCUACACAAUCUCUA
This is a messenger RNA of Sebastes umbrosus (honeycomb rockfish), 1595 nucleotides long. Its product is annotated as mortality factor 4-like protein 1. The transcript has 12 exons. Gene Ontology annotation, biological process: regulation of DNA-templated transcription; chromatin organization. The record is from RefSeq and is a predicted model, not a curated record. Gene Ontology annotation, cellular component: NuA4 histone acetyltransferase complex; nucleus. Lineage: Eukaryota; Metazoa; Chordata; Actinopteri; Perciformes; Sebastidae. The coding region runs from base 154 to 1125 and encodes 323 amino acids.